Messenger RNA from Pantherophis guttatus, 2464 nucleotides. The record is from RefSeq and is a predicted model, not a curated record. Lineage: Eukaryota; Metazoa; Chordata; Lepidosauria; Squamata; Colubridae.
AGGAGAAUUCUUCCAGAGACAGAGUGAGUUAAGCUGCAAUGGUGGAUGAGGGAGUAUCACAAGCUUAUCUUCCCCGGCCACUUCUUUCAUAAGCUUCGGGACACUUCCUACAUAGCCAAUCAAAUGGAUUUCCAUAGGGCGUGCUGCUGCUUACAGUUCUCAUUGUAACAACCCACAGAAAGAUGGAACAACUAUGCCAUCCAUUGAAAAUGGAUCAUGUGCAAAAAGUUUCCCAGAGAACUUUGGAAAGGUGAUGUGGUCUGUGAAUCAGCUCUAUCUUUUCCUAUAUUGAAAAAUGCACAGGGUUGAAAGCUGAUUUUCAGAUGCUGAAAAUCAAUGUAAAUAUUUACAAACAAAAUUAAGAGAAUGCAAAGGUGUACAGAAGACGUUCUCAUGUGUCUUUGGCUUGAGGAUGAUGCCAUGUCAAGGCUUAUUGAUUCUUCUGUUUCUUGAAGCUGCCUUUGCAAGCCACUGUCCACACCACUGUACAUGCUCUCCACCAGGAAACAGUCCACUAAAACUGAACUGUAGCUUCAUGGGAAUGAUGGUGCUUCCACUUUUGCCAAGUCAAACACAAGAGUUGUACCUCCAAGGCAACAAGCUAGCCACGAUACCUGCAGGAGCAUUUGACCAUCUUCAGGUGUUGAAGAUCAUCAAUCUAUCUAGGAAUCCAUGGCAUUGUGACUGUGGGAUUUUGUAUCUGAAAAACUGGUUGGAAGACCAAGAGGGAAGCUUAGCUUCUAAAGAUGUUAGGUGUUUUUCUCCUCCUGCACUUCGCAAAACAAUGAUAUCUGAGCUCAAGAGGAAUGAACUGCAGUUGUGCUUCACUUCCCGUAUACUUUGUUCGGAUUUCUUGUUCAAUGAUGCAUUCAUUUUCUUUUUUAGUCUUAUUGUUUUUAUUAUCAACUGUUUCUUGAUAACAAAAAGGACUAAGUUUAAAGUGGAUGUUUAUGACAACGCUGCAGACCCAGGAAAAGCUCCUGCUAUUUCUGAUCAACUGAAAAGAAGAACAGGAAAAAGAGUACCAAGCCAUUCAUCAUUGCUUGUGACUACUGUGCAUUAGGUUGCAGAACAAAGAGAAAGGUCAAACAAAUUAUUUCUGUUUAUCAUUAAAAGUGAAAUGGUCAACUGAAAAGCAUGACUAUUUAGAUUAUUCAUUUUAAAGAACAGAAACUCAUUAAGAAUAUCUACAUGGAACAAAAACCAUAAUUUGCAGCUUCUAAGGUAAAAUUUAAACCAAAGAAUUAGUGUCUCAUUUUAAACAUACUUUUGAUUUUCAUAACAUGUUGGAAAUCAUCUGAUGAAAGUACCACCCAUAUUUUUGUACUAUAAUUCAAGUCAAAGAUCAGGUGGCAAAUUAUGGCCUUUGAUUAAUAAAUCAGUAUACUGAAUUAUUUAGCAUCUGUUGACCUGGAUUCUGUCCUGGUUGUGGUCAUUUUCAUUUAAUCCAUAAACAGUUUUUGGCAGAUGGAGUUCAGGUGCUCCAGAUGCUGAUUAGUAUAUACCACAAUGAGAAAUUCUUUAAAGACUUUCUAGUAUAUGUGGUAUAUGUGGAGCUCUGCUUGUAUGUGUAUCUGUCUAUGUUUGCUGCUGUUUUUGUUGUUAUUAAUAUAUCUAUCAACAACACAAAAAGCAGUUAGCAGCAGAUAUGAUUUCUUGGCAAGAUUGCAUGGGAAAACUUAUUAUCAAGUUCAAAGAAAUGUGUUUACAAUAAUUGUCUUUUUCUGAAUUCAAUUCAAGAUAAUUGUACUGACCUCAAAGCCUCUAGUUUGAGAAAAUACUCUCCAUAUUUAACACUUUGUACCAACCUACCUAUAGAUUAUGUGUCUUCCAGACCACCCACAGAAAAAUGUUUGCAGUCAGGGGAAGAACAUUUUAGGAUUGUGCACCCUAUUUCUUUUCCAGUAAUACUCACUUGCUGUUUAUCUCGCAAUACAUGGAAAUAUUUCAUGAAUAUCUUUGUAUUAUUCUGGAUUUUUAAAAAUGUGCAAAGUCAUGUCUACUGAUGCUUAUUGUUCUCUAAUAUUUCUGCAACAACUGAUAGUUUUAAACUGUUUUUAACCAUCUGAAGGAGGAGGCAAGGGCAAAUCACUUGUUACCAAGAAAAUUGUGGGGAUUUAUACAGGCACUUGCCAGGAGUCAACACCACUUGAAGGCAAAUGCACACAAAAAAGAAGAAUUUAAGUUAACUUUUAUCAACCUGGUAUUUCCACAUUACUUGGACUACUCCCAUCACCAUGACCAAAAUAACUGUGGAUGAUGAGAACUAUAGCUCUAAAUGAAUAGAAUUUUUUUGCAGUUUAGAAGAAACCAUACGUUCAAGAAGCCUGCAAAACAUACAAAUAGAAAUUGCAAUAGUAACAAUGAUUUUCACCAACAAAACCAGUGAAAAUAAUCUAAUAAGUUAUUUUCUUGGAUAACAAGAAUUUUACCAUAAUGACUAUUAAAAAUACGAUGCUCUUCA